GGGGCUCGCGGUUGCUACGGCCGGGUGUGCCCCUUGUCAGUCACCGUGGUAACCGAGGGCGGGGCCGUGGUUGGUUCUGCCUGAGCUGCGCUGAUAAGCUGUAGAACCUGUCAGCCAGCCGGUAGGCGGGGCUGGAUGGCGAGCGGCGUUCCGGUAGGUCGGUUCAGCUGUCACUCCGCGCGGACGUCACGCGAGCGCCGCGCUCUCAUUGGCUGCUGCGCGCCCUCGGCGGCCGUUGCCAGGCGGGCGGCGGCGGAAGCGGAAAUCGGCGGCGCGGCCGCGGCGGGAGGAAUGAAACCGGCUCCGGGGCGGCGGCGGGGGCUGCUGGGGGCGCUGGUGCUGCUGCUGCUCCCGCCGCCGCUGGGGGGCGCAGAUGCCAAGAAGUCGAUCGUCCCGCUCCACGAGGGCCAAGCGCACCUGGACUCGCUUCCUCGCCACUUCUGCUACACCAACACCCGCGUCCCGCAAUGGCACGACGUUUGGACCCGGACGCAGAUCCGGAUCAACAGCAGCCGCAUGAUCCGCGUCACCCAGGUGGAUAGCGAGGAGGAGCUGGAGCAGUUCAGCGUGUGGAAUGACGUGUUCUUCUUCCUGAAGGAGAAGCUGAACGACACCAGCAUUGAUGUUGAUCUCUACAGCAAUAAAACCUGCCUGAAAGUCGAGCUACUGGAGGCUGGCACCACGUACCACGUCGUCCUUUUCCGACGCUUUGACCCAAAGCUGUUCCUGGUUUUCUUCCUGGGUCUGUUGCUGUUUUUUUGCGGGGACAUGCUGAGCAGGAGCCAACUCUUCUACUACUCGGCCGGGAUCAGUUUUGGCUUGCUGGCCUCACUGCUCAUCCUCGUCUACAUGAUGUCCAAGGUCAUGCCCAAGAAAAGUCCUGUUUACUUCUUGCUGGUAGGAGGCUGGUCCUUUUCCCUGUACCUGCUCCAGUUGAUCUUCAAGAACCUGCGGGAGAUCUGCAAGUCCUACUGGCAGUACCUCCUAGGUUACCUGCUGCUGGCGGGCUUGGUGAGCUUCGGCGUGUGCUACCGGUACGGCCCGCUGGAGAACAAGCGCAGCAUCAACCUCCUGUCCUGGGCGCUGCAGCUCCUGGGGCUGCUGUUCAUGUACUCGAGCAUCCAGAUCCAUCCCAUCGCCUUGGCCCUGGUGCUCGUUGCCAUCUGCACCAAGAGCCUGGACUAUCCCUUGCAGUGGGGCUUCGCUCUCUACAGGAGGGUGCAGAGCGCCAGGCUCGGGCCGAGCCCCCCGCGCCUGCUGACGGAGGAGGAAUACCGGCUCCAGGGCGAGGAGGAGACACGCAAAGCCCUCGAGGAGCUUCGCAACUACUGCAGGAGCCCGGAUUUCUCUGCCUGGACCGCAAUCUCCCGCAUCCACUCUCCUAAGAGGUUUGCUGAGUUUGUGGGCGGCGCGUGUCACAUCACCCCCAGCGAGGUCACUGUGCACGAGUGGGAGUACGGCCUGGGUAGCAGCUUCCUGGAGGAGCAGCUCUUUGAGGAGGAGGAGGAGGUGGAGAAGGAAGAUGAUGACUCCUUUGACGAGAAUCACGGGAGUUACUCCCUGACCCACAACCACCUGGAUGCCCAUUGAGGUCGGACACACGGAGGCGAGCGCAGAAGCACUGCCGUUUCCCCACUGCCUGUUGGUGUGGGUGCUCGUGAGCCCCCAGCACAUGAAUCGCAGGGACGGGGACGUUCUUCCCGGGCCUGGGCGCCCAUCAGGCUCCUGCCAGCACCCCGAGCCUCGUACCUUGACCCUCUUCUCCCUGCCGCUGCCUCUGCGCCGCUGGCUCUGCCGGGGCACGGGUGGCACAAGAGGAACUUUGGACCCGUUCCGGCGGUACCUGCGUGCUCAGCAUCUGCUGCAGGAGGGAGCGGGCAGCUCCUCCUCCCUUACCAAAGAUGCCCAAGGGCCUGAAACCCUGUGUGGGCACCAAACCCGCGGCAGGUUCGUGUGCAGGUCGCAGAGCUCAGGAGGAGGCGGCUCCCCGGCUGCUGUGGGGCGCAGGGGCCGCGCUCGGGCUCCCCCCGCGCCGAGGAGGAGUGUGGAUGUGCUUCCUCCUCGCUGGCCAUUCGCUGCUGCUGUCCCUGUCCCGUGGAAGCUGGUGUCCUGCCUUCGAGCCGCUGUUUGUGGGGCUGUCCCCACUGCCGGGCGUUCCUGGGCCGUGCUGGAGCACAGAGCUGGGGGGGAUGCCCCAACCUAUGCAACUUCCGAAGCAAUAAAGCUGCCCUGUGGCUGCUCUGCUGCUUUUGCCGUUGGUUUUUUUCCCCCCCCCAGGUUUACUCCCCGGCCCUCGCUGCGCUUCCCUCCCCACUGCCCCCGUUACUGUGUUCCUCUGUCCCCUCUGCAGGGUUAACAACUGAUUAUAUUUUUAAUAAAGAUGUAUUUUGUAGGUAA
Columba livia (rock pigeon) is the source of this 2397-nucleotide messenger RNA. It is a transcript of the gene NEMP1, whose product is annotated as nuclear envelope integral membrane protein 1. The coding region runs from base 136 to 1590 and encodes 484 amino acids. The record is from RefSeq and is a predicted model, not a curated record. The transcript has 9 exons. Lineage: Eukaryota; Metazoa; Chordata; Aves; Columbiformes; Columbidae. Gene Ontology annotation, cellular component: nuclear envelope.